This is a messenger RNA of Paramecium sonneborni, 1477 nucleotides long. Lineage: Eukaryota; Ciliophora; Oligohymenophorea; Peniculida; Parameciidae. The record is from the annotation of a GenBank genome assembly.
AUGUGUAAAUAAGAUAAUGUCAUCUUUUGUGAACUUUUAUGUCGAGUUCUGUUUAUAACAAUGGGAUAUCUUUACAUAGGUUAUGCCUUAACAUAUUAUGCAAUCACUUAAGAUUCAAUUGCAUAUGUGAUGAAUUAUCAAGAUUCCGAGUACAAAAGUGUCAUUGAUGGUUUUAUAAAUGCAUCUCUUUCUAUAGGAGCAGCAUGUGCAGCAUUAGUAUCAUGUACUUAUUAAUAAUAUAAAUGUAGCAAGUAUAGUUAACAAGUUGAACUACCGUAAUACAUUUAUUAUGUUUGAUAUAGUUGGAAUCAGUGUUGGAUUACUCUUCACUAUCUAAAACAUAAAUGUCUUAAUAUUUUGUAGAACUUUGCAAGGAUUCUUGACUGGGUUGAAUAGUGCUUUAGUCAUCCAAUAUAUUUAUCAUUUUGUACCUCUGAAGAAUGUAGGAAUAUUUGUUGGAUUGGGUCCUUGCUUAAUGAUGGUAGGAUUGACCUUAGGAUUUGCAGUUUAGUGGAUAUUUCUUGGUUCAUCUGCUUCAGAAUAUAAUUAAGAUCUUGAUUAUGGUUAUUUAGGAUUCAAUAAUUGGAAACUUAUAUUUUUAUUUACAACCAUUCCUUGCACUUUACGUCUUUUUGGAAUGCUUUUUAUCAUAAGACAUAAUUUACCAUUUGAAUAAUUAAAAAAUGGCAAUGAAGAAAAAGCAAGAUUAAUAAUAUAGAAUUCUUAUCCAAGUACUAUAUCAAAUCAGGAAAUUUAGGAAUUGUUAGUAUAAAUUAAACAAAAUUUAAAAGAAGAGAACUAAAACUUAAAAUAUUUGUUUAGUAAAACUUAUAGAAAAAGCAUGAUCUUAUGUUUGAUCUUUGGGGUCUUAUAAUAAUUUGCUGGAAUUAAUGCUGUUAAUUUUUAUGCAGGUGUCAUUGUAGGUACUAUGACUAAUAAUGAUACAACAUUAAUCAAUCUAGCAAAUGUAAUAAAUGGCUUAGUAAGUAUUGCAGCUUCUGUUUUCAGUAGUAUUAUGAUUAAUAGAGCAGGUAGAAGGAUUAUAUUAUUAAUUGGUAAUGGAUUCUGUUUUAUAUCAUUAACAUUAAAUUGUAUUAUUAUCUCAAUUUAAUCAUAAGGAGAAUAGGAGCAAAAAACAUUUUAGUUAUUGAAUCUAGUGUUUUUAACUAUUUAUGUUAUAUCUUAUAGUCUUUCACUUGGCCCUGUAUUCUGGGUUUAUCUUUCAGAAGUAUUGCCAACUAAGGGAAUUUCCCUCGUUGUUUUUAUUAAUUGGAUAAGUUGUGCAACUUUAGCUUAAAUAUUUCCCAUUAUAGUUGAGUAACUGAGUCUCCAAUUCAACUUUGGAAUUUUUGCAGUUGUUUGUUUUUUUUUGGAAGUUAUAUUUUAUCUUUUUGUUUUUGAAACAAAAGGUUUAACAAAGAUAGAAAUUUAAAAUCUAUUUUAAAACUAAAAGAAUUAUGUUGAUAUUAAUGAUUGA